AUGGGCGCUGAUUGGUACCUUUGCUCUCUUCUUGGAGUCGCCACGAUUGUAUUUCAUGCCUUGUGGAUUGCAAUAUGGAGAUUUGACAGCGACUCUGCUUGGUACCGAGGUCUGCAUGGUGUAUUCCCCUUGCUGCAAGCACUGUCUAUCAUCCCCCUUGUGUUAGGUCACCAAGAAGCUUGUACCAGCACUCUCCAAUGCUUAUUGAUCUUGAGCACGCUACACCAUUGGACCGUUUCUCGUCGACAUAUUGACGAGACUUUGUCGCUUCACUCUACACACUUUUCGACUCCAACUUUCGGACAAGUAUCGCGAUCGGCUCAUGCGCAUAUAUCUAUACUCCAUAACAACCUCGGCAACGAAGCGACCUGGGCUGAGGAAGCGUUAGGUAAACCAGUUGACCGUGAAAACUGGCUAUGGUCUUACCUGAAAGUCAAGGUGGGCAGACAGCCGCCAGAUAUGAAGCGAUACUACUACAUGGACAUACCUGUCCAUGAUGAAAUCCAAGUUUUGGAUUUCUGGGAUAUUGGAGAUAAUCACGGGCAGAGUGAAGUAGUGAAAGGUCGUUGGUGGACAAGGCUGGAUGGUGUCUUGUUGCUUUUUACACAGGAGCAACCUCUCUACAACUUUCAAGUUUUGCACAGAAAAGGAGUCUUUGGAACAGCGCAGAUAUUCUUAGUUGAGACCAAAACACCAAAAGGUCCCUCUGCCCGGCACAAUGCAGAGGUGAUCGCAAGGUCUAAUGGUUGGCAUUUCAUGAAAGAGUAUCACCCAGAUAGCAAGGCACUACUCACGAGAAUUGCCCAUAGUGUUCGGUCAAAGAGACUGCAGCACAGAGAAACAUAG
Molecule: messenger RNA, 846 nt
Organism: Truncatella angustata
Lineage: Eukaryota; Fungi; Ascomycota; Sordariomycetes; Amphisphaeriales; Sporocadaceae
Exons: 3
Coding region: 1-846 (281 amino acids)
Source: RefSeq, a predicted model, not a curated record